Messenger RNA from Angiostrongylus costaricensis, 735 nucleotides. NCBI's taxonomy places the organism in Eukaryota, Metazoa, Nematoda, Chromadorea, Rhabditida, Metastrongylidae. The record is from the annotation of a GenBank genome assembly.
AUGUCAAAGUGUAGAGUGAAGGUACGAGUGGAACAUAUGCAGAAAACAUUCUAUGAGCGACUUCUUUAUGUUUGGCGUCAACAAACUGAAGACAAAAAUCAGAAGUUCGUUAUCUACAAGGCGUAUGUCAAUCUGAAGAACUACCCUUUAGAAGUACGCACCGUUGCAGAACUGAAGCAUAUCCACGGCAUUGGCGAAGCACUUGCUGCUCGUUGCUAUUUGGCAUGGGAAGCUGCAUGUGCAUCGUGUCCAAUUCUUGAUCUCAAAAUUAUCAAAGAGGAUUUCAUCCGUUUUAUUGAAGUUGCUAAAAGAAGUGGUUCUAUAGAAAUACCGCCACCUACAAAUAGAACAGCUAGAUUAAGCAAACGAAGUGGCAAGAUAUACCCUGAAAAAGAAGCGGAGCAAAUGCUUGCCGAGUUUGAUAGCACAUAUUGGAAGAUUGGUCUUCGGCCAACUCUUGCAGAGACUCAUCAUGAUGAACCACUUAGCUCCAGAGUUGAUCAGGAGGAAUCGAACGGUUUAGGGAGCUUUCCGUCCUCGGGACGUCGGGAUAUAGUGAAGAGAAAAAGAGCACCCCACACCAUGCCCACGUUUUCGAUUCCGCGAUUCUUCCUGCUUCAACGUAUGCGUCAGAGACGUAGUGGCUACGUAGGCAGAAUGAAAGGUCACUCAUCGUUAUUCAACGCUCAGUCGAAGAUCGAUGCUAGGAAUAUCCCGUAUUACACAAGUAAUUGA